AUGGCUUCAACAGAACAACUCUUUAUCGCCAUGUUGAGGAGCGACGCUGUCAAGGACAGCCUCUUCCAUCACCUCACCACAUCCGACAUUUGUGCCAUCCGCGAGGCUUCAUCAGCCUGCUGCAACUUGGUCACCAAGCGUCUCUUCACCCGCAUCCACGUCACUUUCACGGCUUCCACCUUCACCCGACCCUCGCGCAUCGCCGCCCUGGGCCGGGUCGGGCAUCAUGUCGAGCACUUGACCUUUCACUUUGCCCACUCCGAGGCGACGUUUCUACCUCCGCUGAUCCAUCCCCUGACGGGAGAUGAGAUUGCCUUUUUGUAUAAGCCGCUCACCAGCAUGGGAUCAGCGCUGACUCGCCCCAAGUAUGCCAACACGGAGCUGGGCGAGAUCUUGACGCAGCAGUAUCCUCCGCUGUUCCACGCGGCCACAAACGUCCCCAGCUUCAUCUAUGCCAUUGGCAACAUCCCCAACAUGAGGCACCUGACCAUUCGGUGUCCCGGCCAGGACCCAAGGGAACGGUACAGGAGGGACGUUGUUGACUAUGCCCUCAUCAGCCUGCGGAUUGCCAUUGAGCGUGCGCCAAUGACGAAGCUCCAUAAGUUAUCUCUGUCGUCUCUCCAUCCCUCUGCCUUCAACUAUCUCAGAUACAUCAAUGGAAUCGGCAGCGUGCCCUCUGCAAGCCGUAGGUGGCAGCAGAUAAACAAGCUGCACAUCUCAGUGGAAGCCUGGGACUUUUAUGGCCCGUCUCCCGGCCUGGACCAUCUUAAAGUCAUUGAUGACUACAUCCGCAACUUCUCCCAAGGCCUAGACAAGUUUACGUUUGCCUGGAUCGGUGCCAAAGGACCGUGUCCCGUUGCUCUCUCUGCUGAUCCCCUCUUCGCGCCGCCUCGCAGCACUAAGAAGCUAUUCCAUGAAGUCACUUCUCCCAUGUCGCCUCUGCCAACCCGGCCUCCUCGCUGUCCCAUCCACUUCCCUAAGCUGCGCUAUCUACAGAUUCGUAAUGCCACCAUGAACUCUCCCCAGCUCAGGGGCUUAAUCGCGUCCCACCAAAAGACUGUUAAGCAGUUUGGGUUUGAGAACGUCGUCCUCGCCAACAACGGUAGCUGGGACGAAGCCCUGGCGCCUGUGAACGGCGACGAUAACUGGUCUCGGAGCAGUGCCACGGCGCCUUCGGAGUUUUCUGUCGUAACCGGCACAAGUGAUGAAGAGUUGCCUAGUCCCAGUGCGGCUGUCGAGGCUGCCAGCCGAGAGCUGAUGGAUCUCGACUUGAGCGGCCUCACCCUGAGCGAGGACGAGAGAGAUGUAGCUCAAGAUUUUACCAGCGAAUUUGCCGGGCCGAGAGAAUCGGAUACGAGUGUUUCUACCAAGCUUACGCGAAAGCGUGUCCGUCGGCGCCACAAGAAGCACUCCAAGACAGAGAAGAGAGAACAAGCCCCUGAGCAUCCAUCUCCUCUAUCGCCACCUCUAUCCUUAAAGCCAUCCAAGCUGCGUCUCAGGCUAUCUUUUGGAUCUAGCGAUAUUGCCUACUCUGCCGUCCCUGAGCCGCUGUCUAUCAUCUCGCCCCCCAUCAUAACGUCGGAGCCCCAACCCGUCCUCCUUCAACCGACCAUCUACUCUCCCUCCGCUCAUCGUCAGGCCGGCCCCGACGAUGGAAUCUCUACUGUACAACGCAAUUUGGAAAAGGAAAAGGCUCAUCAACUAUUUGCCGAGGACGCGGAUGCGAGAGCAAGCGCCCUACACAAGGCCAAGGAAGCAGUUCUUGCGAAACUCAGCAAAGAGUUUUACAGCAAAAAGGAUAGAAUCACGGAUGCGGUAUCCGUGUGUCGGUAUAGGGGCGUCAGGGAGGUGAGUGGGUGCAGCAGAGAGAUGGUGAUGGAGGAUUGGAGGGGAUUGGAGAGCAGGAGUGCGUUGGUGCCCUUAAUGUUUAGUCGAUCUUAG
This is a messenger RNA of Trichoderma harzianum CBS 226.95, 1941 nucleotides long. RefSeq lists its product as hypothetical. The coding region runs from base 1 to 1941 and encodes 646 amino acids. The record is from RefSeq and is a predicted model, not a curated record. The transcript is spliced from 2 exons. Lineage: Eukaryota; Fungi; Ascomycota; Sordariomycetes; Hypocreales; Hypocreaceae.